UGAGAUCGAAGGCGCAAAGCAAAGUUUCUAGGAGGCUCGGAGGUAUACUCCCUCCGUAAAAUUUAGAAAACUGAAUGUCUUGAAAUGCAUAUAUUUCUGUAGAACCCUAAUCCUAACCUGGUGCAUCACAAAAAGAGAGGAAACGGCGAAGAGAAAACGUUGGCAGACUGCUACAGUUGCAAUUUUUUAAGAAGCGGUUACACAUUUAGGUUUAACGAUAAAUAUUAGUUAAAUUCCUAGGUGAACCAUGUCUGCAUUGAUGGCCGCUGGUGUGGGGAUCGUGCGAGCUCCUAAAGUAACAGGCUUGAAGAAACCACGACCGCUCCGAAGACAGACAUCGUCCCCUGAACGACAGACAGACAUGAAACCCCCGCUACCAAAGCGUUCUACCAGUAUGUUUGAAUCACAGGAGGAUCGGUUUCGGAAUCUCAUCAUAACAACCGACUCUACUUGUAGCGUUGAUAACGAGAGGUAUUCACAGAACACUCUUGACAGCUUGUGCAGUGACACCAUGAUCGAGUGCAACAACAACAUCUUGAAGCAGAGUCUUCACUACCCGAGUGUUGGCAGCCGUCGCUCGUCCAUUGACAGCUCCGCAUCGGAAUCAUCGUCAUCAGCGAGUCACCGACCCACCACCGUUGCCAGGCAGGUGAGCGAGUCUGGCAACAUGAGGAGUGCAAGCGAAGAACAACCACAGUGUCAGACAGUUGGGUACAAAGCCACGCCCCACGAACGCGUGAUCUUCAGACGGUCGUCUGGUGGUGGUGGUAGUGAUGGUAGACAUGUUCCACCGUUCAACAGACAGUCCUCGACAUCCAGUUCCUCCAGUGGUGAUCAGUCCGACUGCAACGCUAACCGUCUAAACACGGGGAAUGUCAACGUGUACAUACACAAUGUUAAAGUGGAACAACAGAACCGCGAUGAUGGGGAGAGGCUGGAAGUGGGGACUUCGAUGACGGACGAUCUUAAGACUUCGCCUGGUAGUCCCGUCCAUACGUGUGGCUCUGAGGGUGCUAUUCAGACUUCGCCAUACGCCGCUGCCAAGAACUUCCAGACUGUGACGAAUCCUGUGAUAUCAUCGAAGGCGGAGGUGUUUUGUUCGAGUGGAGGCAGGGGCGGUGGUGGUGGCGAGGGUGGUGUAAAGAACACCAAGGACAUGUGGGCGAUCACCCAGCACGUGCACAAGGCAAAGAUGGAGGAGCUGCACCACAAGCUGGGCAGUCUGAGGCCGGCCGAUCCCCACCUCCUGCAGAAACAGAUCCAACUGGCCAGGCGGCAGUUCCUCGAGGAGUCGGACCAGGACGUACCACACAACACAGAGUCCAGUUCUACCCCUGGUGAUUCUGAUGAUACAGCACCAUCAUACACCUCUGUGAUCAGCAUGGAUGGAGAGAAACUCGUCUUGGCAUCCAGAUGUCUGAAGACUCUUAUGAAAGCUGUCAACAAGAUUUGUCAGAUGAAGGGUACCCACUUGAUAAAGUUAGAGAGCACUGAAGGCUGUGACAUACAGUCAAGCAUGCCAAGGAAAGCAAAAGUGUCAGCGACGAAGCACGUAGUUAGAAGUACACCAUUUAAAAAUCCGCCUUCUCACAACUUUGGUCAAGGUGAUGGGCUGUCGAAGUUUGGUGAACAAAGCUUUGAAUGGCAGAUUCUACACGAGGAACUGGACACAAACUCGUUCAGCAAUAGAGAGCCUCAGUACGAUCCUGAGGAGUCGUGUUCUGCUGAAAAUUUAAGACAGUACUCUGACAAGAAACUGCUGGGUCUGGCCAAACGCUCGUUGUCACGACAUCAGCCCGAGAACUGGCACUCGAUGCAUCAUGACUUCCCAGAAGUCUGUCUCCUCAAUCUCGAGGGAGUUUAUUUCAAUCCAUUCGACUUGAAGGCCUGCAACCCUGAAGCUGUGCUGGCCUAUCAGCCGGGACUUCGUCGAAGCUUUUCACAGCCGGGCACGACUUUGGGCUGGCCUGGGCGGCGAAACUUCGCUUCACUGAACAGACCGAGCAACGAGGAGGAGUCUGAGGAACUCUGUCACGUCACGUACUAGCUGGGCCUGUGUUCAGCGACAACAGUCGUCAUGGGCGCGAAGUGCAUAAAACCAGAAUACUGUAAAUCAUAAAAUGUUAGUGAUCUUAAAAUUGAGCAAAAUCCAUAUACAUGUAAGUGGCACAUAUUAGCGAGGUUGGCAUUAUCAGUGAACAAAAUAACAAGCUAAAGUGGUAGGAUCAGUUGAAAUCAUAUUUUUGACCAAUUUUGACUGAUGUUAUGCAGCUUAUAGACAACUUAAAUUUUAGUAGAAAAUUACAGAUGUUUGCUGUCCUUUUGGUUUAAUCAAUAGCAUGUAAGCAUUAUGUGUUCAGUUAAUCACCGACAAAACAAUCACAUGUUUAGCGACAAACUUUUGUAUGUCUCUUUAAAUUUAGCAUCAUGAAAUAUUAGAAUCUUGUUUGGCCUUGCUAAAUUCGGGGUGGUCAGAUUGGGAUCGAUAACCGUUGGUGUGCCCAUUGGGCUGUUUCUCAUUCCAGCCAGUGCACCUCGACUGGUAUAUCAAAGGCCGUGGUACAUGUAUGUGCUAUCCUGUCUGUGGGAUGGUGCAUAUAAAAGAUCCUUUCUAAGACUAUGUGUCAAAAUUACCAAAUGUUUGACAUCCAAUAGCUGGUGUUUAAAAAAAUCAUUGUGUUCUAGUGGUGUCGUUAAAUAAAACAAACAUUUUUGCUAAAUUCGCUAAAAUUUUAUGUUUGCUAAUAUUUUCUGAUUUACA
Gigantopelta aegis is the source of this 2761-nucleotide messenger RNA. RefSeq lists its product as uncharacterized. The transcript has 10 exons. NCBI's taxonomy places the organism in Eukaryota, Metazoa, Mollusca, Gastropoda, Neomphalida, Peltospiridae. Bases 248 to 2047 code for a protein of 599 amino acids. The record is from RefSeq and is a predicted model, not a curated record.